Molecule: messenger RNA, 3050 nt
Organism: Psylliodes chrysocephalus
Lineage: Eukaryota; Metazoa; Arthropoda; Insecta; Coleoptera; Chrysomelidae
Source: the annotation of a GenBank genome assembly
AGGUAAACGAUGUAAGGUGAUGUUGAUGUUAAAUAUUUAUUAAAUUUAUUGAAUUUUGAUCUAAUUUUUCGCAAUGAAAAAAUUGUAAAUGUGAAGCGUUUGUACAUUUCAGUAGAAUUUAGUUUAUUUUUCAAAUUAUUGUAAAAAAAUGUCUACUCUGGAAAAUUCCAAAUAUGAAGAAUUGUGCAGGCUUUGUGCAACGAAAACGGAAAUGUUUUUAGCUAUUAAUAUAUUCGAAGAUGAAGGGACAAUUCGUCAGAUAAACAAAAAAAUUGAUUCUUGUCUUCCUGUGCAGGUACAUGAAACAGACGAGCUUCCUAAGAUGAUAUGUGAAACCUGUUUAUAUAAAUUAGAACUAUUUAGUGAUUUUAGGGAACGUUCUGUGCGUACAGAAAAAUUAUUAAUAGAACUAUAUAAACAACUUUCGGAUUGUAUACAAAACGGUCAACAACCAUGUCUAGUUCCUAUCAACGGUAAUGAAAUAAUUAUGGUUCCUCAACACCUACUCAAUAAUCAAAGUGUUUCCGAUAUUGAGCUAUCUUCAUUGUCACAAAGUGCUCAAGAAAUAAUUUUAGCUCCCGAUAUUCAUUCACAAUCUUUGGAGAGCAUUGUAACCAGUAGUUUAAGUAAUCCGGAUUUUUCCAAUCAAACUUUUAGCACACAAGAAUCGGUUGUGGUGGAUUCGAAUUCUGGGUCUAAAUUUGAUGAGAAUUUGACAUUGAUUCAACAGCAUCAGUUGCUUACUGACCAGUUUCGGUUGCAGCAAGAUUUGCAACUUGAAGGAGCUUCAAUUCCAAUGCUUAAUGAUUUCAAAGACACGUCCAAUCACAGCAACCACAGAUUCGAUCUCCAAGUAAAACUGGCGGAACACAACAUUUGCAGGCUGGAUUUCGAAGACAACAAACUGCUCUCUCUAAAUCAAGUGUCCGACAAAACGAAUUUAGACACUCUAGACACCUACAGACAGGACGACAGCAGCAGUAACAGCAACAGCAUGAACUCCCUACCGCUUGACAGACAUCUGGAAGAAAUCACCCAUGAUACUUCCUUGACUGACGAUAAACAAAUGUUCGAUUUGAAUAGCGCCGGUAGCGACACUUUGUUAGCUUUAAACAGCAACGGAGAGACGUUUUUUUGUAAUAUCUGUGGUAAUCAUUUCGAUCAUAAGGAGGAGUUCGAUAUACACUGUUUGGAACAUUUUCAUAAGUGCGUCGCUUGCAAGUCAAUUUUCAUUAGUCUGGAUAUUCUGACCGCUCACAGGAAGACUUGUUCCGCUAGCCAAAAGCCUUACAAAUCACCUGCGAAGACCACCCCACCUCCAAAAUUAAAACCCGACAACGAAUGGACAAGUGAUGAGAGUGAACUAGAUAACGAAAUAAAGUUGGAAGAUGACGACACAAUGGAGGAAAAUCGACGCCAAACGAGUAAUAGGAAAGAAAUAAAAUUGGAAGACGAUGACGGAAUUGAGGAAGUGGAAAAUCGUGUGCAAACCGAGACUGCUAAAAGUACUGAUAAAAAACCGCAAGGUUCGGGACAGGGAAAAAUGUGUACGGAGUGCGGGAAAAUGUACAAAACGAAUUACAAACUGGCCGAGCAUAUGAGGAAACAUACCGGGGAGAAGCCGUACAAGUGUCGGGCGUGUGAUAAAGCUUUUAGGUCGAAGAUAGGGUUGGCACAACAUGAAGCCAAACAUACUGGACAGUACGAACUUUCUUGUCCGACUUGCGGAAAGGGUUUCCAAUGUAAGAGCUAUUUGAGGGUCCAUCAAAGAGUUCAUUCAAACAUCAAACCUUUUCCAUGUACGACGUGCGGUCAAAAUUUUAAGACGAAACAAUCUCUGUUGGACCACACCAAUAGGCAUUUGGGAUUGAAGCCUUACAUCUGUGAUAUAUGCAACCGAGGAUUCAUAACUAAAGGUCUUUGCAGGGCGCACAAGAGAAUCCAUUCGGGUCUCGAUAAUCGCAAACAUUCGUGCGACGUGUGCGACAAAAUGUUCGUAUCGAAGAGUUAUUUGCAAACGCACCAGCGCAUCCAUACGGGCGAGAAGCCGUUCAUGUGCGAGGUGUGCGGUAAAGGUUUUCUUACCAGGGUCGAUCUCAAGAUCCACUCCACCAUGCACACCGGCGAGAAAUCCUUCGUGUGCGAGAUGUGCGGGAAGGCGUUCGCCAGGAGAGACGCGUUGAGGUGUCACCGGAGGUCGCAUACAGGCGAAAGACCUUACAGUUGUGAUCUCUGCGGUCAAACGUUCACCCAAUUCACGCCUAUGGCGAUUCAUAAACGUCUGCAUACGGGAGAACGGCCGUAUUCCUGCGAGACCUGCGGUAAGGCCUUCGUUUCCAGAUCGACAAUGAUGUCACAUGCCAAAAAGCACGUGUGAUAGUUCCACGAACAUUUAUAAUGGGAUUAACGAAACGAUUCGAAGACAAUUUAAAAAACACGGUUGACUUUUAUUUUAAAUUUAUUAGCAUAUGCAAGAAUUCUGGUAUUUGUACUUUUUAUAUCAUCUUUGACAGGUGUAGACUUGUCAAUUCCAUUUACUUUUUUAUAUUUACUAUGUAGGUAUGUGUCAUUUUAUUUCUUUUUAAAUUCAGGAUUCAGGAUUCAGGUGAUUAUGAAAAUUUGACACAUGCCACUGUGUUUAGUACUAAUUAAUAUUUUUUCAAGGUUAUGUUUAACUUUCAUAGCCAUCUUGGAUUUAAAAAGAGACCGAAUGACAUAUAGGUGGGCUCAUAAAUUAUUUUUGGAUAUAUACAAAACUCAACGAUGUGAAUGAGUAAUGUGAUAAUUUUAUUAUAAGUCUAUACUUUAUGUUUAUAUACUGCUCGUCUUUUGUCUUGUUCUGUAAUCCCUUUAUUGGUUAUUUUGGUGUAUGUAAUGCGAGAUAGGGUUAAUUUAGGUAUUAAGAAAAAUAAUGAAAAAACAAAAAGAAAAUCGUGAUCUUCUCUUGUUAUUAUAUACACUAGGAAUAAAAAUAAUGCAAAGACUGUUAAUUCAAUAGUAAUUUUAAGAUACAAGUCCAUUAAAAAUUGUGUAAUAAAUUAUUAUAAAAU